Bipolaris oryzae ATCC 44560 is the source of this 546-nucleotide messenger RNA. RefSeq lists its product as uncharacterized. NCBI's taxonomy places the organism in Eukaryota, Fungi, Ascomycota, Dothideomycetes, Pleosporales, Pleosporaceae. Bases 1 to 546 code for a protein of 181 amino acids. The transcript has 5 exons. The record is from RefSeq and is a predicted model, not a curated record.
AUGAGGGGUUUGGAGGGUACCGCGGUUAUAGAUCCUGUGAUUUCUAUUACUAAAGACAUGAGUUACGGUAGUUUCGCCUUUCUAAUCAAACACUCUACUAGCACACACAGAUAUGCCACUUUCCUCUUCGACCUCGCUACCUUUAUGGAAGGAGCCAAACAGUUGGGUUGCAUCAUGGAAGUGGAAAAAGAUGACACAACUAUGUUACGCGAGAACGAACAGAAUUCAACCAGUGUAGGAGGCACCUUUAGUCCCAUCAUUUACCCACGUUUCCCUACUGUUCGGGAGUCUCGAGUAGAUGAGAGAGCAUGGAAAGGGCGUUUGCUCAAUGAGAUUAACUUUGAGAAAGAAGGUCAAGGGCUGAAAAUUGGAAAAUUUGACCCAAUCAAGUUUUACAGAGAUGGAGGUUUUUAUUUGUUGGAUAUGCCUGGUCAUGCAAUUGGACAUAUUUCGGCUCUUGCAAGGACUACCAUUGAUCCCCCGACCUUUAUGUUCAUGGAUGGGGAUAUCGCACACCACGGCGUUAUUGUCCAUGAAAUAGCUUAA